AUGGCGUGGUUCAAGGAAGCUCUCACAAAGGCGGUGCAGCAGGCGAGCGAGGAGUAUCAGAGGGAGAGGGCGAGGCAGCAGCAAGGUCAACAGCAGAGUUCACCUGGAGGUUCUGGGCAGCGACAACAUCAGUCUCAGUACCAGCAGCCUCAGUCGCCUUAUGGACAACCUCAGGCUCAGUAUCAGCAACAGUAUCAGCAACCUCAGCCCCAACAGCAAUAUCAAUAUCAACAACCGCAGUAUCAGCACGUUCCGCCUCCGCCGCCAUAUGGCCCGACCAGUCCCCAGCAGCCUCAAGGUCUACCGCAGGUCCAGGCACAGGCUGAAGCACAGUUACAAGCUUACAGAGCGCAAGUAGCCCGAGAUCAAGCCGAGGCCGAAGCACAACAGCUUGAGGCGCAGUGGCGCGAAGCAGAGAGGCUGGCAGCACAGUAUAAGGCCCAGUACGAAGCGCAGAUGAAGAACGCAGAGGAGGAGAUGGCUAGGCUGAAUCUCGAAGCAGAGAAGCAACAGCGACAAGCGCAAGAUGAACUGGCUGUGUUGAAUGCAGAGGAGGCUAAGCAGCAACAACGCGCCGAGGAAGAGAUCAUAAGGGAGCAGCAGAGACUUCUGGAUGAGAUCCAGAAGGCCAAGGAGGAAACAGAAGUUGCGCCACCACUGCCGAGGAGACCGGUUUCUAUGGUUGGAACAGGCCAGCCGCAAUCAUAUCAACCUCCUCCCAGCCAUCAAAGUUCAUAUCUCUCGCCUGCUCCGGGUGCAUCGAGUCAUCCACCACCGAGUCCUUCACAGGCGCAUCCUUCUCAGCCAGUGCAGGGGCAGCCAACUCCUUCGGCUCCCCAAAGCACUUUUCAGUCGCCAUCAUUACCGCCUAGAAUAUCUCCAGACCAACCAGUAGUCAACCCAUCGCAGCAGCAGGUCCCUCAUUAUCCACCACCCCCACCAAGUCCUUCACAGCCCCAACCUCAGGCCCCAUACGCUUCAGCUCCCCCGCCGCCUCAGACAAGCCUAGCUCGAGGAGAGAGCAGGGACUCGCAUCUUUCACCAGCCCCAAGUCAGGGGGUGACAAGCCCUUCACAGACCCCUUACUAUCCGCCUCCUCCACCAAGUCUCCCACCUCGAGAACAGACAAACCCGGCCCAGGAUGAUCAAAACUUGCAUCCAUCACCGGCUCCAAAUCAAGGGGUGACGAGUCCUUCCCAAGCUCCUUACUUUUCACCACCACCGGACUCUUCCAGCCAGCCAGCACACAGUCCUCAACAGCAACCUCAAGCUUCACCCCAUGUCUCCCAGCCUAGACGAGAAGCCACUCCUACUCGCACCAAAACACCUCGCGUCCACACACCGGGACCACCACAAGAACACGCCUCCGGCGCAAAGCCACUCCCGCAAUGCUCCUCAGCUACAACAUCAGCACCACAGCAUUGGUUCUUUCACCCUACGGUACCCGAGUUCACCAUUUGCGCCUGGUGCUACAUCAAACACAUCUACGACUCCAGAUUCCGGGACUCUUUCACCAAGGUGUACUGUGAUGACAAGGAACAACGCAGGUGUCGCUUCUCAUCACGUCGUCUCACAGAAACACUCUUCCCUGAAGCCAUCAACUCAGGUAGUCUGGAUGAGUGUGUGACCUUUAUGAAGAAACGAAUGACCAUCAGAGACUGCCUCGAACAAAUACAGACAGAAGGAGAUUCCUGGUACACGGCGUCCGAUGUCCCCAACAGCACCCUCUGUCAAGCCUGCUUCGAGGACGGCGUCAGCGGGACAUCCUUUGCAAAGCACUACCAGCUCCAGACCGUCCAGGGAGCGUGCUACUGCGACUCAACAGUCUGGUUCCUCAAACGCAAGUUAUCAGAGUACCUCAAAGAGGACAACUGGGCAAAGUUUGCAGGGGAGAUGAGCGUGAGGGUGACAUUACCCCCAUGUCCACAGAUGGAAGACAUCAAGGCAAACGACCGUCAAUGGUACAAGCCCAAACUCAAUAACGGACCUUCCAGUCUCCAGGCAUGCGUGACCUGCUUCUUUGACUACUUUUACCGGUCCGAGGAUGAAGAUUUGUUUGAGCAGGUCACUGGAGGAGACUUUGGGACGCGGUGCACAAUGGGCCAGGUCAACCACCUUAUCCCAAUGCGUCAGGCACUCGCCGACGAGGAUAGGAGCCUCUUCUGGAAAGCCGCCUUUGAAGUCGACAAGCAUCCCUUCUGCCACAAAGAAGGCAUCAAGGGCGGAACUUGGUACACGCUGCCCGGCGAUACACCAGGUUGGGGAAUAUGCGGCGCCUGCUACGAAGGCGUCAUAAAGACCGUCGGCGGGUCACGUUGGUUCAUCCAAGACAAAGAAGUAUCUCAAGACGAGACGUAUCUCUGCUGCUUCAACAUGAACCACGCCCGCGUACAGGGGAGUCUCCAAGCCUACGACAACGCUCACAAUCUAGGUGACUGGAAGCUUCUGGCCGAUUAUGCUGCAAAAUGGACAAACGUGAGACCAUGUCCCCGAGCAAAGCUCAAGUCUGGCAAGAACCGUCCGUGGUGGGGAUGGGGUGUGUUGGCCAUCUGCGAAGAAUGCUAUCUCAACUUUGCCCAGGGGACAGCACUCGAACCUCGAUUUCCACUCAAGGGCGCGAGGGAGCCGGAUAACGAGAGGAUGUGCGAUCUCUUCUCGCCUCGUAUGAGGGGGUUGUACACCGAAGCGUGCAAGACGGGUGAUCUCGAGGGCCUACUGGCAAUUGCAGAGCAGAGACACGUUAUCUACACGCAGACAAUCAUGCAGGCCGAGCAGAUCCUGGUACAACAACGGUUAGCAGUGAUGAAGGCUCAAUAUCUGGGUCAACAGGGGACUUUUUACAAAAGUCUAGGCUGGUCGCAAGAUGCAGUCAUGGGCCAUAGCUACACAGUAGGAAACUCGUACGCCGGGUACGGACACGCGAACUCAUUCGUGAUGCAAGGCCAUGCCUACGAUCGACAAGCCAGCGAGAUGAGAUCUCAAGUUGGAGGAGGUAGUGUCCUUCAAGUUGGUAUGUUAGAAGCGAGGUGGAAAGAAGUCGAGUGA
Molecule: messenger RNA, 3045 nt
Organism: Fusarium vanettenii 77-13-4
Lineage: Eukaryota; Fungi; Ascomycota; Sordariomycetes; Hypocreales; Nectriaceae
Exons: 3
Coding region: 1-3045 (1014 amino acids)
Source: RefSeq, a predicted model, not a curated record